GGUCACAGCUGCUGAGGGACAUCCAGGAUCUGUGUGAGCCUCGCUCCCCUGCCUCAGCCAUGCACCUCUGUGGAAGAGAAGUGCUGCUGACGGGGCCCGACCCACCAGAUUGUCAGAAGCAGCUGAAGAAGAAACAGAAAAACCGGGUGGCCGCCCAGCGCAGCCGGCAGAAGCACACAGACAAGGCAGACGCCCUGCACCAGCAGUACGAGACCCUGGAGAAACACAACCACACCCUGCGGAAGGAGAUCCAGGCCCUGCAGGCUGAGUUAGGGUGGUGGACUYGCACUCUACAGCUGCAUGAAUGUGUGUGCCGCCUGGACUGUGCCUCCCGCCCAGCACUGGAGMCUGCUGGCUGCUGGGCUUGUCCCCAGCAGCCCCUGGGACAAACCACUGCCCGUGGGCAACAUGGCUGCCUGAAGCAGAAGGGCCUGAUGCAGACUCCAGUCUCCUCUUCCCCAGCUCAGCAACUUUCUCCAGGUCCACACUCUCAGGAUUCCCCUGGCCUUCUCCCACCCCUUCUGCCUUUGCUGUCCUUUGGCCCUGCCAUGGGGACGGCACCACCUGCCCAACUGUCCCUCAGGCCUGACCUGUCUGCCCCACCCGCUGGCUCUGGCCCGUUGGAGACUUCCUCUAAGCUCGGUGCCCUCCUGCCCAGCCCUCCAGCCCGGCCGGCCCCUCCACAGCCCCUGGGGCCGGAGCACCCCAUCAGGGGGCGACUGGAGUCCUCUCCCCACAACCCUUCAGCUGCUCCAGGGCCUGCGUGUCUGCAGAGGAGGGAGCCUGUUCUCUCAGCCCCAGACUGGCAAGGGCCUGCAGGGGGGCCCGGCUCUCAGCCCCUCCUGGCCUUCCCCCUCCUCUCCUCUGCCCAAGUCCACUUCUAACCUGCUCCCAGGAAUGGAGCUGCCUCCUCCUUAGGCCCAGGAAGCAGCCUYAGCAACCAGGUGCCUCCUUUGCUGCUGGAAGGUUUCCUUGUUGGUGGACCAGCUGGGCCAGGAUUUCCCUGGGGAAAAGGAAGCCAUCGCUGAGAGCCUACCGCUGCCGCAGCCCCUGCCACCACCAGUAUGUCAUUCCAACCUCCCAGUCACCUAUGAAACAGAGACUACCAUUCCACUGUUCCAAACAAGGAAACAGAGACUCAGAGAAGUCAAGCGACAYGUUGAACAUUACACAGCCUGUCUUAAUUUGUUAUUUUUAUUUUUAUUGUUAUUUUAUUUUUAUUAGUUUCUCACGCAGCCUUUCUUAGACUUGAAACACUCUCAUUUGCUGUCCUGGUAAGAUCCCGGACCAGGGCCCACGGGUCUGAAGUCCUGAGAACUGAGGGCUGGUAUAAGGAGGUUCACUGCUGGGAGCMGAGAGGGCUCUCCCCUCUGCUGUCCAGCUGCCCUGGCUGGGGACAAUCCAGAGUUCACAGUGGGCGAGGAGAAGCCCAGAAGCCCAGGAGAAGACGCUUGCGUCAUCCCAGGAGUCUUUCCAGUGCCGAGAAACCACUGUGGAGGCC
Urocitellus parryii (Arctic ground squirrel) is the source of this 1501-nucleotide messenger RNA. RefSeq names its product basic leucine zipper ATF-like transcription factor 2 (gene Batf2). Gene Ontology annotation, molecular function: RNA polymerase II cis-regulatory region sequence-specific DNA binding; DNA-binding transcription factor activity, RNA polymerase II-specific. Gene Ontology annotation, biological process: regulation of transcription by RNA polymerase II. Lineage: Eukaryota; Metazoa; Chordata; Mammalia; Rodentia; Sciuridae. The record is from RefSeq and is a predicted model, not a curated record. Gene Ontology annotation, cellular component: nucleus.